CUAUGUGUCAUCUUUGGUUUCUGUUAAAUCCCCCGAAGAGAUCUAUAGGCAGCAGGAGAUUGUGGUGCUCUUCUGUGAAACCGUGGCUAGAGCUUUGAAACUUGGCUACUUGACUCAGGAGAUGAUUGAUGGAUAUGAACCCCAGCUGAUGUUCACCAUUCCCCGCCUAGCUAUUAUUAGUGGCCUUCUGAUCUAUCCAGAUGGACCCCUCAAUUUGGAAAGGAGGCCAGAGGAGAUUUCUCGAGUCUUCAGCCCUUUUUAUGUCUUACUUAGAAAAAUCAGGGAUUUGCUUCGUGUGCUGUCCAAGGAGGAGUUGUACAAGCUGGAGAAACGUGUGCUGAAUGAGUGCACUGCAGAUUCACAGCCCUGCAGUAAUAGGGACUCUCCAGAUCUCCAGAAUUUUGCAUCUCAGUGUACCUGCCCAUCUGUCCCAAGGCCUUUGGUGCAGGAAUCUGAUAGUGCUCAAAGAAGAAUGUUCACAGAUGUUCCACUGAAUUCUCGAUGGUUGGAAUUACGGGGCCGUUACCGCAAUACAGAGGACAUGAUUCACACAUUAUUUGUCUGUAUUUCUGGAGUGGCAGACCAGCUCCAAACUAAUUUUGCAAGUGACCUGCGCAGCAUUCUGAGGAGUGUCUUUAAAAUUGUGACAUCCCAAGUGGAAGAAUUGGAGGUGACAGACACUGGACAGUUGGAUGUCUGUGUGGUACCAACAGCGCCUUUCUUGACAGAUUGUGCUCUCUGCUCCAGCACCAGGCAAGGUGUGAGGAGAGAAGAUACUUUGGUGCCCCCAGACUGGGUACCAGACAGCACUUCUAGCCAUUGUAUGGCUUGUCAUGUGCCUUUCACUUUUCUUCGGCGACGGCACCACUGCCGGAGUUGUGGGAAGAUCUUCUGCUCCCGUUGCUCAUCCCACUUGGCAGCACUGCCCCACUUUAGGCAUCUGAAGCCAGUCCGCAUCUGUACACACUGCUACACUACCCACUUGCCUUCCACGAAUAAGAACGCCAGUUGCCUGUGAGCAUCAGUCUCUGGAUGAGGGCUUUGUUGAAUGCCAUCUGUGCCUGAGGAACCUCCAAGAACUGGAAGACAAUUGCAGCUUGCCUCACCAGCAAAGGGUUAUGGGAGCAAUCACACCUGUCUUACUAGGAUUCUCCAGGGGGUGAAGCAAAGGGCUUUUUGUUGUCAGGCAAGAGUUGGGUUGGAGGCGGAAGCACUAUGUUCUUAAAAGAGGGAAUGAACUCUUGCAUUUUUAUAUUGAAGAACUCUUGGGAUUUGUGGGGUUGGAACUGCACUCUAUCAUUAAAGAAGUCUGAACAAACUCUUCUAUGUGCUAAUAAAGCUGGCUUUUUCUAUAAUGGAAUGAUGGCCCAUGUAGAAAUUACUUGGUGCUAUUUACCUGACUUCUGGUAGAACCUAAGAAUAAUUUAUUGUCCUAAGGUUAGCUGUUAACCAAAAAAAGUGAUAUUGUGUUACCAGAUUUGGAUGAAUGUGCAAUAAGGGCUUGAGGAUACUUUUGGUUGGAACUGAAAGGCAGGACCUGGAUUUCCAACAAUAGUUUGUGGAGGACAGCCAUGAGUUUUUGCUUUUCAGCUCUUGAUGUACCUAAAAGCUGCAACACUGUUCAUAUGCAAUGUAUAUUUGUAAACUCUUAUGCCACAUUGUGGAAACCUAUCUGGGAUUCAUACAACUCUUUCUGAAAUCAUUAUGAGCUGGUUAUCCUGAAAACUUGCCUAGACUAGAAGAUAUCUAUCUAUCUCUAUCCAUCCAUCCAUCCAUCCAUUCAUCCAUCCAUCCAUCCAUCCCAGAAGAAGGCAAUGCAAAUCAUUUCCAUAAUGCUGCCAAGAAAACUGCAUAAAAUCAAGUCUGACAUGAAUAAACUAACUUUUUACUUGAAAAAUGCUGUCUGUUGCUAUUGCCAUCUUGUGUACUCUGAGUUCAAAAU
Molecule: messenger RNA, 1942 nt
Organism: Protobothrops mucrosquamatus (brown spotted pit viper)
Lineage: Eukaryota; Metazoa; Chordata; Lepidosauria; Squamata; Viperidae
Product: lateral signaling target protein 2 homolog
Exons: 9
Biological process (GO): negative regulation of epidermal growth factor-activated receptor activity
Cellular component (GO): early endosome membrane
Molecular function (GO): metal ion binding
Source: RefSeq, a predicted model, not a curated record